GUGGGAGCAGCUACAGAGAAAUUCAUUUUUAACCCUGAUGGAAAUGCAGCUAGAAAGUAAAAACUAUUUUAAUUUUAGAUUAAUUUCAGAGAUGCAUCACCUCAGCUUACUCGCCUUAAUUGUUAUGCAAGCACUGGUCUUUGGUACAAGUGUCCAUGAUGAGACAGUUAAUGAGUUUUCUAUCAAGGUUUACCACAAGCUACGAGCCACUAUAGAGGAUGAAAACAUCAUCUUCUCUCCUCUGAGCACUGCAAUAGCUUUAGGGAUGGUGGAAUUGGGGGCGCGUGGAUCUAGUCUUAAAGAGAUUCGACAUGUCCUUGGAUACGACAAACUAAAGAAUGGUGAAGAAUUUUCUCUCUUAAAAGAUCUUUCGAACAUGCUGACAGCCCAGGAAAAGCAUUAUGUGCUGAGCAUCGCAAACUCCCUUUAUUUACAGAAUGGAUUCCAUAUCAGUGACAAGUUCAUUCAGUUAAUGAAAAAAUACUUCAAGGCAGAAGUAGAGAAUGUAGACUUCAGUCAAGGUUCAACUGUAGCAAAUCACAUCAAUAUGUGGGUGGAAAACCAUACUAAUAACCGGAUUCGGGAUCUUGUUACAGCUGAUGACUUCACUAAUUUAACAAAGUUAGUUCUGGUCAAUGCCAUGUACUUUAAAGGAAACUGGAAGUCACAAUUUAGGCCUGAAAACACUAGGACAUUUUCCUUUACUAAAGAUGAUGAGAGUGAAGUGCAGAUACCCAUGAUGUACCAAAAAGGAGAAUUUUACUAUGGGGAGUUUACUGAUGGAUCUAAUGAGGCAGGAGGUGUUUAUCAAGUCCUAGAAUUGCCCUAUGAGGGGGAUGAAAUCAGCCUAAUAAUCGUUCUUUCGAGGCAGGAGGUUCCACUCGCCACACUUGAACCUUUAUUGAAAGCCCCUUUAAUUGAAGAAUGGGCAAAUUCUGUGAAAAAGCAGAAAGUAGAGGUUUACCUACCACGGUUCAAAGUUGAAGAAGUAGUUAACCUAAAGGACGUCUUGAUGCAGCUUGGAAUCACUAAGAUAUUCUCUGGGGAAGCUGAUCUGUCUGCUGUAUCUGACAGCAAAGAUCUUUUUGUUGCCAAAGCUGUUCACAAGUCUUUCUUGGAGGUUAAUGAAGAAGGUUCGGAAGCAGCUGCAAGCUCUGGAAUGAUUGCCAACAGUAGAAUGGCAGUUUUGUACCCCCAGGUUAUUGUUGAUCACCCAUUUUUCUUUGUCAUCAGAAACCGGAAAACCGGAUCGGUCUUGUUCAUGGGAAGGGUCAUGCAUCCAGAAACCCUGCAUACUAUCGGCCAUGAUUUUGAAGAGCUCUAAGCCUAAGUUCAUGCCCAUCUGAAACAGUGAAGCACAUGUUUGCUAAUAAUACAUUUCAAUGUUUGUUGUACUGAUAUGUUUGUAACUGUCUAAAAUGAGAUGUUUUAACCAAACCCUGCCCUGGCAAAAUACCUACAGUAUUGUUUCUCUUGCUGUGUUUGUGAUUGCUGUGAAAGCUUGCCAAAUAAACUUGUAUUAAUGUGAACUAUAUUUUUUUAGAGUAUUGUCACAAGAUCUGAAAUAUUAUAUAUAAAUAUAUAUAAAAAUGUCUCAGUAAGGAAAUGUUGCUUCUGUGUUGCACUAUAAAGUUUGUGUUUUGGAAUUAUAUCUAUGUCCAUUUUGUUUUAUUCAUUCUGUUGCCCUUGGGCUCACUUUACACUUAUUGUAUACAUUCACCUUAUGACUUACCAAGCCCAAUUGGUAUGCAACAUUCAUCUUGUUUUUAAAAUCAUUCCCUGCCAUGUCUAUACAGAAUUAACUUCUGCAAAUGGGAAUGAGGAAGCAACAUAUGGAUUCAUUGGAACAAACUGAUUUAGACAAGGUGCCAUGCACUUACAAUGUAUCCCUUUCCCCCAGAAUUCCAGCUUCAUCAAGGCUGUGGUCCGAGUUGUAUCUGCUGCAGCUGUGUCAUUUCUGGUGUGCAGCAUUAUUGUGUGAACACUUGGAACCUUGCCUGUCAUCAGCCAUUUACAUUUAUAGCAAACUACUACUACAUUUUAUAUAACGCUAAAUAUGCAUAGAAUGUAUAUCCUGUAUAUAUUGCACUGUAUAUCCUCCUCUAUCAAAUAAACAGUGGGCUUGGAUGACUGA
Messenger RNA from Xenopus tropicalis (tropical clawed frog), 2134 nucleotides. It is a transcript of the gene serpini1, whose product is annotated as serpin family I member 1. The record is from RefSeq and is a predicted model, not a curated record. Gene Ontology annotation, cellular component: extracellular region. NCBI's taxonomy places the organism in Eukaryota, Metazoa, Chordata, Amphibia, Anura, Pipidae. Gene Ontology annotation, molecular function: serine-type endopeptidase inhibitor activity. The transcript has 10 exons. The coding region runs from base 38 to 1324 and encodes 428 amino acids.